Aspergillus oryzae RIB40 is the source of this 924-nucleotide messenger RNA. RefSeq lists its product as uncharacterized. The coding region runs from base 1 to 924 and encodes 307 amino acids. NCBI's taxonomy places the organism in Eukaryota, Fungi, Ascomycota, Eurotiomycetes, Eurotiales, Aspergillaceae. The record is from RefSeq and is a predicted model, not a curated record. The transcript has 2 exons.
AUGGUGUCAAAACCCCUUCUCACCCAGCUCCUGCUUCUCUUCUCUAUCUUCGGGAGCGGGUCCCUAGCCAGACGAGGCGGAGGAGGCGAUAAUGACAGCAACAACGACAGCGACAGCAGUGAUGGAAGCGGCAGCAGUUCAGGUUCAUCCGGAUGCGGAACCACAAACAACCUCCUAACAACAACAUACAUUGUCCCCAACAACGCCUGGAACUGGACAUCCCAAGGCAGUAGAUCCGCCGACGCCAGCCCAACAAUAUACGACGGCAGUUAUUUCCAGGGCGAAGGAUAUAUAUCCUACAACAUCACCGGCGGAUCACGAUGUCGUGACGCAAACGGGGAGCUUCGGAUCCUAGGAUACGCCUGGGUUGGACCACAACCGCCCUAUCCUACCGGGCCCUUGAACCCCUUUAUCGUUGGGUUCAAGGCGUGGGAAUCCGACAAGCCGGUUAAUGAGAUCCACACGUCUUAUAAUCCGAUUAAAUGGACAGAGGAUAGUGUUUGUCCUAUGGAGCCGGAUCUCGUUCGCAUCGCUACGACUAGAGGUUGGAUUGACUUGACGGCUCAUACGUCUGGUGCCUCGGAUGUGAUGAUCAUGAAUGUUUCUAUGGAUUCAGCGAAGUCAACCGCCGUGAGUUUCAAUGCUACUACUGCUUCUAACCCGGAACCGGCGAUUGAUGGGGGCGAGGGGUUGAUUCGUCUUCCUGGGCGUACUUGUUCAUCAUACGGGAUAAGCAUGGGCUGGCCCUCUACCACGAGUUUGAAUGGAUCUGUGACGAACACUACCCUGGAUCUUCGAUUUGUGGGUUCGGGUAACACAUCGUCUGAUUAUAAGAAUUAUAGAGGUACUGAGGAUGAAUUGCACAUUGAAUUCAUGGGUUGGUACCGCUGGCAAGACAGGGACAUGGGCACCCCACUAUCCUGA